Messenger RNA from Lacerta agilis (Sand lizard), 1196 nucleotides. RefSeq names its product ribose-phosphate pyrophosphokinase 1. Lineage: Eukaryota; Metazoa; Chordata; Lepidosauria; Squamata; Lacertidae. The record is from RefSeq and is a predicted model, not a curated record. Gene Ontology annotation, cellular component: cytoplasm; ribose phosphate diphosphokinase complex. The coding region runs from base 206 to 1162 and encodes 318 amino acids. Gene Ontology annotation, biological process: 5-phosphoribose 1-diphosphate biosynthetic process; ribonucleoside monophosphate biosynthetic process; purine nucleotide biosynthetic process. The transcript has 7 exons. Gene Ontology annotation, molecular function: ATP binding; magnesium ion binding; ribose phosphate diphosphokinase activity.
CGGCGCAGUGCGGCUCCGUCGUCUGAGGCGGCGGGCGCGGCCUGCGCUCCUAGACGCGUUCCUCGGCCUGCUGGAGCGGCGCGAGGCGGCCGAGGGCGAGCGGCGAGCCGCCGGCGGCGGGCCUGUCCCCGGGGUGGAGGUGGGCGAGGCCUCGACGUCGCGCUCGGGCUCGUCGUUCUCGCCGGUGGCGUCGCUGGCCAGCAGGAUGCCCAACAUUAAGCUCUUCAGCGGCUCCUCGCACCAGGACCUGUCGCAGAGGAUCGCCGACCGGCUGGGCCUCGAGCUGGGCAAGGUGGUCACCAAGAAGUUCUCCAACCAGGAGACCUGCGUGGAGAUUGGUGAGAGCGUGCGUGGCGAGGACGUCUACAUUGUCCAGAGCGGCUGCGGCGAGAUCAACGACCACCUGAUGGAGCUGUUGAUCAUGAUCAACGCCUGCAAGAUUGCGUCGGCCAGCCGAGUGACAGCUGUCAUUCCCUGCUUCCCCUACGCCCGGCAGGACAAGAAGGACAAGAGCCGGGCACCCAUCUCUGCCAAGCUUGUCGCCAACAUGCUGUCUGUGGCUGGCGCCGACCACAUCAUCACCAUGGACCUGCACGCCUCUCAGAUCCAGGGCUUCUUUGACAUCCCUGUUGACAACCUGUAUGCCGAGCCGGCUGUUCUGAAGUGGAUCAAGGAGAACAUCGCCGAGUGGAAGAACUGCACCAUCGUCUCACCGGACGCCGGGGGUGCCAAAAGGGUGACAUCCAUCGCCGACCGCCUGAAUGUCGACUUUGCCCUCAUCCACAAGGAGCGCAAGAAGGCUAGCGAGGUCGACCGCAUGGUCCUGGUGGGUGACGUCAAGGACCGGGCGGCCAUCUUGGUGGACGACAUGGCUGACACCUGCGGGACCAUCUGCCACGCCGCCGACAAGCUCCUCUCAGCAGGCGCCACCCGGGUCUACGCCAUCCUGACACAUGGCAUCUUCUCCGGCCCGGCCAUCUCCCGGAUCAACGGUGCCGGGUUUGAGGCCGUUGUCGUCACCAACACCAUCCCGCAGGAGGAGAAGAUGAAGCAUUGCCCCAAAAUCCAGGUGAUUGACAUCUCCAUGAUCCUGGCCGAGGCAAUCCGCCGCACCCACAACGGCGAGUCCGUCUCCUACCUGUUCAGCCACGUCCCACUAUAGUUCCUGACCCCGGCAAAUGAAUUCCCCUUUGGAG